AGAAAAGAAAAGAAAAGAAAAGAAAAGAAAAAGAAAUAAAGGGAAAACAAACAAACAAAAAAGAAAAGACAAAAAAAAAGGAAAAGGCGAUAACCACACGACGUGGAAAGUUUUCUCUCUGUCCGGUCCCGGAGUCCUGAAAAGCCGUGAUGGAGUUGGAGAAAACCUACGCGACCCCCCGGGCCGGCCGCACAGGACAUGGCGGCGUGAAUCAACUAGGGGGUGUUUUUGUGAACGGCCGCCCCCUCCCAGAUGUUGUUCGCCAAAGGAUCGUGGAGCUUGCCCACCAAGGGGCGCCGUGUGACAUCUCCCGGCAGCUCCGCGUCAGCCACGGCUGCGUCAGCAAAAUACUUGGCAGGUAUUACGAAACCGGGAGUAUUAAACCUGGAGUGAUUGGAGGAUCAAAACCAAAGGUUGCCACACCCAAAGUCGUUGAAAAAAUUGCAGAGUACAAACGCCAAAAUCCCACCAUGUUUGCCUGGGAGAUCAGGGACAGACUCCUUGCUGAGCGAGUGUGUGACAACGACACGGUGCCCAGCGUCAGUUCAAUUAACAGGAUCAUACGGACGAAGGUGCAGCAGCCACCCAAUCAGCAGGUCCCAGCCUCCAGUCACAGCAUAGCCUCCACGGGCUCCGUGACCCAGGUGUCCUCUGUCAGCACCGACUCCGCUGGCUCGUCCUACUCCAUCAGUGGGAUCCUGGGAAUCGCCUCCCCUGGCACCGAGAGCAACAAGCGCAAGAGGGAUGAAGGUAUUCAGGAAUCUCCAGUACCAAACGGCCAUUCUCUCCCAGGCAGAGAUUUUCUUCGAAAACAGAUGCGAGGAGACCUGUUCACCCAGCAGCAGCUAGAAGUAUUGGAUCGAGUCUUUGAGAGACAACAUUACUCCGACAUUUUCACAACCAGUGAGCCCAUCAAACCAGAGCAGUGGUGCUCCAUGCUGAUGAGACAGUGCGUGGUACAACCGCAGGCAGUCAUUUUUCAGGCAACUGAAUACUCAGCCAUGGCAUCGUUAGCUGGUGGAUUAGAUGACAUGAAGGCCAAUAUAACCAGCCCUACUUCUGCAGAUUUGGGAGCCAGCGUUCCCGGGCCGCAGUCCUACCCCAUUGUCACAGGUCGUGAGCUGGCGAGCACAACCCUCCCAGGAUACCCCCCGCACGUCCCCCCGGCCGGACAGGGCAGCUACUCUGCUCCAGCGCUGACAGGAAUGGUGCCUGGGAGUGAGUUUUCUGGGAGCCCGUAUAGCCACCCGCAAUAUUCAACGUACAAUGACUCCUGGAGGUUUCCCAACCCUGGACUCCUGGGCUCCCCAUACUACUACAGUGCUGCAGCCCGUGGGGCAGCCCCGCCAGCAGCCGCCACCGCCUACGACCGUCACUGACACCGGAGCCCACGGCCCCAGCCCAGGACCACCGCCAAGAGACACCUUGUGCCACCACGCCAGCCUUGUGGCAAGGGCGGGGGAAGUACCCAGUAGGAACAUGCUAAUUGAAAUUCUGCCCUUUAAACUUGGUGAACUGAUUAUUGUCCUAUUCUUGAAGCUGAUCGUGUUGACUGGGUCUCAAAUCAAACAAAGGAACAGGAGGAAGUGGUUCUCCUGAUGCUCCGUGUGAUCAAAACUGAGUAGUAGCUUUACAUUUUUGCAGCUGGCUGGCUACUGCUUUAGUGGCCUGUGGGUGCCACGACUGUACCUGGGGAUAAGGAAGAUGUGAGCAGCCCUUUGGGGUGGCUUCCUCUUGCUGCACACUGAAACAGGCUGUGACAGUCAAGGCAAUUUUCCUUCUUUUCCUUCAUUCUUUCUUUCUUUCUUUCUUUCUUUCUUUCUUUCUUUCUUUCUUUCUUUCUUUUUUUCUUUCUUUCUUUCUUUCUUCCUUUCCUCUUUCCUUUUUUUUUUUUUUUGUGACAAAGGAAAAAAAAAUCAGUCUGCUCAAUUUUACACAAGCACCACUGUAAAUACUUGCUUGUUUUUAUUACUAUAAGAAUGACUUAAACAUAAGCAGCAACGUUGUACAAAUGUGAACUCAAAACACAUCUGAAAAUGUGUUUUGAAACUGGUGCACUGAUUCAAAGAAUUCAGUAAGCUUUAAGCAACUUUGAACCAGGUUAACACUCAUUGUGAUUAUAUUUCGGACUGACGUUAUUUCUGUAUAGAGCCUCCUAUCUGAUGGUUGUGUGUGAUCAUGUUAUAUGCUGGUAUCAAACACAUAGGCAACUGAAGAAGUGGGCAGUUUUGUGACAUUUUAUUGCUUAAUAUUAUGUUCAUUUUUCAUCAUGAUGAGCACUGAAACAAAUUCUCUAGUUUAAAGUCAAGCAGCAUCCAAGAAGGAAUUCUUAAAUAAUGACACCUUAUGUACAUCUCAACAGGCUGUGUGCUAAAACCCAACUAUGAGCACCAUGAGAGGAAUGGGGAGAGAUACCAUGGUGAUUACUUUGUGAAACAGGCACGUUGAGCGCGACGUGCUGGGCGUGGCGGUGGCCACACGCACUUUCUGAUGCAAAAUGGAGGGGAGGCUGUCUAUUUUAGAGGGCUCUGGAUUUCAGUAAAGGCAUUUCAAAUUAAAGCUGCCAUAGUCCAGAUGUGUGCCAGGAGUUAUUUUGCCUCAUGAAUUCUGUAUUUCUGGCUCCUGCUCUAAUAAUCAGUGUGUGGCUUCCUGAGGCCAAUGAAGAGAGAAGAGUGGCUACAAACAACCUAUGAAAUGGCUACAGCAGCCACUUCCCCUUCAUGGAAGCAAGAUCUGCUGAUUUACCCUGCAAACCCCUCAUGUCCCAGGCUGAGGGGCAGCCAACCUCAGUCAUGCCUUGGUGACAGACCUGACCCUGUUCCCUCGUCCUGAGGGCACCAGAAAUACUGCCUGACCCUGCUGAGAAGAAGACCUGGCCAUGGCCUCGUUACUCCCAGCCCGAUGAUCUGCACCAGCCUGGUGUAGCACAGACACUGCAGAGGGGUGCUGCUGGUGCCUGUGUGUGUCCCAAGACUGGAGAAGGUUUGCUGGUGUUGAACCUGAGAUGCAUUCCCAUGGAUGAACAAUCAAGUACAAGCACUUGUUUCCAGCUGUACAAGCAUUUCUGUGGAAUGGCAGCUCCUGAGUUAACACUCCUCCUGCUCCUCCUCCCUCCCCACCUCAUCGCUUGUACUGCGUGUCUGGCGCCCUUCAUGGCCGCUGACCCGUUCAGAAGCUCUCUCUCCAACUCCAGUGGCAUCUUCUCACAGUGUGGAAAGGCAGCCAUCACUUCCAGGUUUCCAGGACAGUGUGUUCAGAUUCUUAAAAGCCGUGAAGGCACCCACAUCCCACUGGCUUAGCAAUGUUUCAGUGAGAUGUUUACAGGGUCUGUCGGGAAUCUUGGCCAAAGUCCUUCCAAACUGUGUCCCUAACCUAGAAGUAAGUUUUGUGACAAACUUACCAGUGAGAAAAGUCCUGCUUUUCAUCUUUCAGAAACUAAUAGCUUAUACAGACACAUUUUUAAUGGAAGAAAAAGCCAGCAUGGACAAUUUACACAGGAAACUUUCUGAAGCAUUACCUUGGUGUCGUCUCCUUCUGAGCACCCUGUGAUCACUCACACCCUGGUGACAAAGCUGCAGAGGGUGUUUCUGUGCCUGGACGCUGGCUGUGUGGGGACUCUUCACACCUGCCCUGGGCCCGGGUGUGUGUGUUGUCUGCUCCCUGAGCACACACCUUCUCUGUGAGCUCAGGGAAGGACGAGGUUGUCUGCGACUCGGCUGAAGAGGAAAGAAAUGAGGGUUUGACCAUCGGCAGUGAGGGUGUGGGUGAUGGCUCUGGAGCAGAGCUGGGCUGAGCUACACCACCUAUGGAGACACCACCCGCUCGGUGACCAAGCUGGCCUAAAAUGAAUCUGUCUGUCUGUCCAGCAAGGGAACAGCAUCUCCUGUUGAUGGCCUGUGGGUCUUCCACCUACCUUUCAUACUGCCCUGCAAACAUAUUUAUUUUAUUUGCUUCCUUGGUGGCAUGGCUUCUGUGUUGUGUGCUAAUUCAGAUAACAUUGAGAAGACCAAACAUGGUACCUCAGCAGAGGUUGGCAUGCUCCAGCCAGCUGCACCUGCAGUUGGGCUGGGGACUGAGGAAAGGCACAGUGGUAUAUUUCCCCUGAAAGAUACAUGUAUGGUGCUGGAUGAAGUGACCUGAGGUUCUUGGACCUGGCUGGCCCUAUGGUUUUCAUCAGCAUGCCCUGAGCGUGGCCCUUGGGCAGAGCCACUUGCAGGCGUGGUGGUGUGCUCCAUGCCACCACCCGGCAGCGCAGGCAGUGACAGCGCAGGCGCAUGGGCAGUGAAAGAUCCUGGCUGGAGCUGCAGAGAUGAAACCCCCGACACUCACCCUUCCACACGCAAACUGGAUGCAUCCAGCCCACAUCCCAAAGCAGGGCCGCUGGGCUUGCUUAUAUCUACUGGGACUGCUUCCCUAACAGAAAAGCCAUUAAGGGUAGGCCACUGAGUAUGGAUGCUGUACAGACUCCUCCUGACAUACUUACUGGUUUUGAGAAUAUUUCACCUAGAAUUUACAAACUGCUUUCCUCAGGAGGUCUGGACUUUUUGUCCAUAGUCUUCACCGAGGGAAUCCUCCUCCUCAGGGAGCACCUUUGACAGGUGCCGCUGGCAGACGUUUGUCCUCUGGGGAUGAUGGAGAGUUUGCUGCUGCUGCCCGCUCCUCCGCGGCCCCUGCUCAGCAGCGAUGGUCGCCACUAACUGUCCCGUUUCGCCAGGACAUCCCUGGGUGAGGUGGAAGCUGGAAGCAAAUGACCCCGUGGGGCUGCAAAGAGGAGAAAGAGCCAGAUCAGCGCAGGGAUCUAUCAUACGCUCGGCUGGAUGGAGGGUUUUCCAGUAGUAUGUGCUCCAGCAAUAAAUUCUUCAAGUACAGGCUGAGAAAUGAAAUAUGAGUGAUCAAGAGAGAAAACGCUCCUGCAAGACUAAAUCAAUGUAGCCAUGAGCCAGGAUUACAUGGACUGACCUGUUGGGGAAACCCUCAGUCAAGCUGCGAGAGUGUAAUCAUAAAGAAGAUGUAAAAUGCAUUGAGUUUGCUUAGCCUCUAUGGCUAAGGAUGUCCUGGAACCAGAUCCGCAGAGCAAAAGCUUCAUUUGUUUCCUGUCAAGUCAGAAAAAUGCUCCAGGUUCUGGGAGCACAGGGCCAGAGUGCCUGUUGAUGCCGAGACGCAGAGAGGCCUGAGCAGUGCCCUGACGGAUGCCGGGACCGCAGGCAGCCUCAGCACUUGAGGCACUUUGAGAGGAGACAGUGAGGAAAGAAACAGCACCAGAGAAAGAAAAGAGGAAAAACAGGAAAAAGAAGCCAGCUGAAAGGCGGUUUUUGGCAGAAAGUCUGCCUGAGCAGGGAGGCAUGGCCAGUGGAGCUCACUGCAGUGGGUGCCGGGACACUGCAGCAGGUGCCUGUGCCGCUCCGGGCUCCCUGUGGGGCUGCAGUGCCAGGCAGCGCUCUGGCCCCACUCUGCCCACACCAGCAGCCACUGGCAGUUCAUAAACACUCUGAUGUGCUCGAUCGUAACUGAUGGAGUUGUAUUGCUUUUCUUAUUUUCUUUAUUUUACCUAUUCUGCAUGUCCUUCACCAUGAAGGAGAGAGUAAGCCAUGUUACGGUGUCGCUUAUUUCCAACCAUGAGUACCCAGAGCUUCAACGAGCCAUGACCCUCAGCGGAGUUAAUCCGCGCGGCUGCAGCCAGCAGCAACACGACUGCCACUGAGUGUCCUCCUGGUGCUGUGCUCUGUCCCGCAUGUGUGCACCCAUGUCUGUGCACCCAUGUCUGUGCCACCACCACACGUGCAGCCAUGGACAGCACAGCCAGCACAGCAUUAAGCUGACCCACGCUGUGACUCCUUUCCAGCAAAUACUGGGAAAACCUACUUUUUCUUCUGCAUUCACUGAGAAAAUGAUGUUAGAGGGCCACCAGCUCUUGAGUGACGUGCCCUGUGGCCUCUUGCUGAGUGCCCAGGCCAUAGCCCUGUGGAGCACAAGCAGGCAGAGCCAAUGUGGGUGCUGGGCACGCAUCCCGAGUGGCAGCCACCACCACUCCACGGCAGAGGCAGAGCACUUGGUGGUGGCAUGAGGUGGGGACACCAGUGAGAGCCCCGUUGUGUCCUCAGACUAGAACCCGCUCUGUCACAGGUACAUGUUACUACAGCAUAAGAAACGAAAAGGUCUGAAAGCAUCAAAACCAGUUAGUGUCACUUUUCUGGUGGAGCUAAAAGACUAGACGUGCAAACACUGGGGGACACACAUGUCCGAGAGGUGCCUGGUGCCAGGACUGCUCACUGCGGUGUGGUGGCUGGCGCAGGUGUCUCCAGCUGUCACCUCCACUGGUGUGUCCUGUGAGGGGGCUCCAGCGCAGGAGCAUUUGCAGGACACGCCGCAGCGCUGCAGGGACCUCCCUGCACGCUUGAGUGUUCGAUAGGCAGGGGGACUCACAGAGGGAUGGCCCUGAGUCCUGCAGGACCCUUGGCCACCACCCCGCUGGACUUUGUGUCCAGGGUCUGCUGCUCUGCCCUGCCUGAGGAGGGACGGUGCCGGGGGCACCCAGACCUGCCUCUCACUUUGCUCAGCCUCGCAUGGGGAGAAACCUUGUCCUGGUUUUUCACUUUCUAGUGGCCUUUGUACAUUCUGAAAUUACAGAAACUCAUUUCAUUGCAAACGGAAUUCCUUUCCAAGAAAAAAAAAAAAGAGAACAGGCUUUUUUUUUUUUUUUUUUUU
Messenger RNA from Columba livia (rock pigeon), 6705 nucleotides. RefSeq names its product paired box 5 (gene PAX5). Gene Ontology annotation, molecular function: DNA-binding transcription factor activity, RNA polymerase II-specific; RNA polymerase II cis-regulatory region sequence-specific DNA binding. The record is from RefSeq and is a predicted model, not a curated record. Gene Ontology annotation, biological process: anatomical structure development; regulation of transcription by RNA polymerase II. NCBI's taxonomy places the organism in Eukaryota, Metazoa, Chordata, Aves, Columbiformes, Columbidae.